AUAAGGCUUUCUUCAAUCAGCUUUAACAGAAGGUCUUUCAUCCAAGUGUUUCUCAGAUUGUUUUCAUGGAAUCCACAUCCUUCCAAUUAUCCACUAAAUUCAUUCUUCCAGAGGACAAGAGGCCACAGCUCUCAAAAGCAUCCACUCUACACACAAUCCCCAUAAUUGACAUGAAUCAAGAACCAUCCCUGCUUGUUCAAAACCUCUCACAAGCUUGCGAGGAAUAUGGGUUCUUUCAGAUCAUCAACCAUGGAGUACCCAAUGAAUUAUGCCAAAAGAUGAUGACUACACUGUCUGAAUUCUUUGCGUUGUCUAGCCAAGAAAAGGCACAAUUCUUCACUACAGAUCUUACUAAGCAAGUAAAGCUUUUCAAUUACUACCUAAAGCUGGAUACCCAAGAGAAGGUCACGAUGUGGAGUGAGUCCUUCGCUCACCCUUGGCAUCCUUUAGAAGAUAUCAUCCAUCUUUUGCCUGAAAACCCACUUCAGUACCGAGAGGUUUUUGCUGCAUACGCAAAGGAGAUGCGAGUGUUAAUGAGGAAGCUUUUGAGAUUCGUAUCGCAAGGGCUUGGUCUAGAGAUGGAUUGCCUGGAAAAGAUACUGGGACUGGAGCCUGCGCUUAAUUAUCAGGCGAAUCACUAUCCACCCUGUCCAGAUCCUGAACUCACCCUGGGUCUGCCUGCUCAUACUGACAUUGUUGCACUCACUAUACUCCUGCAAUCUGAAGGAGUGACCGGCCUCCAAGUCAUCAAAGAUGGAAACUGGGUUUCAGUCGAUCCAGUCCCAAACGCAUUUGUCAUCAAUUUGGGUGAUCAGAUUCAGGUCCUGAGUAAUGGAAGGUAUAAGAGUGUACACCACAGAGCCAUGACAAACAAUAGACAAUCUCGAAUAUCGGUGGCCAUGUUUUACAGACCGAACAGCGAUGUUGUAAUUGGUCCAAUCGAAGACAUGAUCGACGAUGAACACCCACCAUUAUAUCGCAACUAUUACAUAUGGGAGUUCAUGGAAGAGUUUCGAAGGCAAGAAGGGACAAGGCGGAGGGUCAAAGAAACCUUUGAGUUAAGGCACUAACUAAUAACUAUGGAAUUUUUUUUAAAGAUUCCAUCGUCAAAAUAAGAAUGGAUUGAUGAAUUGGUUCAACAUUCCAUGUAAUUAAGUAUUCUUAAGCUAUAAUCGUUAUAUUUUGAAACUUUUAGCCUAAAUAUGUAAUUGAUUUUUGUUAUAAAUGAGAACAAAAACAUAUAAGUUUGUCAUUUGGAUA
Tripterygium wilfordii is the source of this 1260-nucleotide messenger RNA. RefSeq names its product protein DOWNY MILDEW RESISTANCE 6-like. Lineage: Eukaryota; Viridiplantae; Streptophyta; Magnoliopsida; Celastrales; Celastraceae. The record is from RefSeq and is a predicted model, not a curated record. The coding region runs from base 66 to 1070 and encodes 334 amino acids. The transcript is spliced from 3 exons.